AUGAGUGCCUGUUUGGGGAGGAGAAGAAGAGUUGUGUUUCCAUGGACAUCUCAUGUACUUGGAAAUCAUGGUUGGGGUCAAUUCCAUUUCAAUUCCAGUCAAUUCAGGAAGUACACUGAAAUUCAAAUUGUCUUCCAUGCUUUUCAAUUUUGAAUUGGAAUUUGGUUUACUUUCUGAGUUGACUGGAAUUUAAAUGGAAUUGACCCCAACCCUGUUGGAAGUAACCUGUUUGUCCGGAACAAAUUCUCUUAAUAACAUUUCCAUGGGAAUGUGGUGGCAGAAUUUGGGGUGAGCUGUUGUCAUUUCUCAAGGGAUAUGUUCUGUGUUGGACUGUGAUGUUAUGCCUUUCAUAGACUCCUGUUAUGUCUGCAGCCUAACACAAGGCCAUUGUGUUCCAGAACUGUUGAUGCAUUGAAAUAACUGUUGUGUAAACAACAUGAUUGUAUGAUCACCUCCCACUAUAUCAGGGACAAGGAACCAUUUCCUUCUUGAGUUCUUCCCUGUGAAAUCAGAGGCGGAUCUCCCCUGCAGCUGCUUGUAUUAAAGAUGUUUCUAUUAUAUCAUUAAAUAGUCUCUGACUUAAUCUUUGGAUCAAAUUAAUCACAACAGGAACAUGAGUCCUGCAAAGCUUCAGUUUCAAUUAGUACACUAUUUGCUUUUCCCUGUCAGAUUAAAGGUAUUUGUCUCACAUGUUGAGCCUCUACCUCUCAAUCAAUCAAUCAAUCAAUUUUAUUUUAUAUAGCCCUUCGUACAUCAGCUGAUAUCUCGAAGUGCUGUACAGAAACCCAGCCUAACUCUCAGAUAGCCUCUAACUCUCAGCCCAGAUAGUCUCUACCUCUCAGCCCAGAUAGUCUCUACCUCUCAGCCCAGAUAGCCUCUACCUCUCAGCCCAGAUAGUCUCUACCUCUCAGCCCAGAUAGCCUCUAACUCUCAGCCCAGAUAGUCUCUACCUCUCAGCCCAGAUAGUCUCUACCUCUCAGCCCAGAUAGUCUCUACCUCUCAGCCCAGAUAGCCUCUACCUCUCAGCCCAGAUAGUCUCUACCUCUCAGCCCAGAUAGCCUCUAACUCUCAGCCCAGAUAGCCUCUACCUCUCAGCCCAGAUAGUCUCUACUUCUCAGCCCAGAUAGUCUCUACCUCUCAGCCCAAACAGACUCUAUCUCUCAGCCCAAACAGAUUCUACCUCUCAGCCCCGAUAGACUCUACCUCUCAGCCCAGAUAGUCUCUACCUCUCAGCCCAGACAGUCUCUACCUCUCAGCCCAGAUAGCCUCUACCUCUCAGCCCAAACAGUCUCUACCUCUCAGCCCAGAUAGCCUCUAUCUUUCAGCCCAGAUAGCCUCUAUCUCUCAGCCCAGAUAGCCUCUACCUCUCAGCCAGGACAGCCUCUAUCUCUCAGCCAGGACAGCCUCUACCUCUCAGCCCAGAUAGUCUCUACCUCUCAGCCCAGAUAGCCUCUACCUCUCAGCCAGGACAGCCUCUAUCUCUCAGCCAGGACAGCCUCUACCUCUCAGCCCAGAUAGUCUCUACCUCUCAGCCCAGAUAGCCUCUACCUCUCAGCCCAGACAGCUUCUACCUCUCAGCCCAGAUAGCCUCUACCUCUCAGCCAGGACAGCCUCUACUCUCAGCCCAGAUAGCCUCUACCUCUCAGCCAGGACAGUCUCUACCUCUCAGCCCAGAUAGCCUCUAUCUCUCAGUCCAGAUAGCCUCUAUCUCUCAGCCCAGAUAGUCUCUACCUCUCAGCCCAGAUAGCCUCUACCUCUCAGCCCAGACAGCUUCUACCUCUCAGCCCAGAUAGCCUCUACCUCUCAGCCAGGACAGUCUCUAUCUCUCAGCCCAGAUAGCCUCUACCUCUCAGCCAGGACAGCCUCUACCUCUCAGCCCAGAUAGCCUCUACCUCUUAGCCAGGACAGCCUCUACCUCUCAGCCCAGAUAGCCUCUAUCUCUCAGUCAAGAUAGCCUCUAUCUCUCAGUCCAGAUAUCCUCUACCUCUCAGCCCAGAUAGCCUCUACCUCUCAGCCCAGAUAGCCUCUACCUCUCAGCCCAGAUAGCCUCUAUCUCUCAGUCCAGAUAGCCUCUACCUCUCAGCCCAGAUAUUCUCUACCUCUCAGUCCAGAUAGUCCUCUACCUCUCAGCCCAGAUAGCUUCUACCUCUCAGCCAGGACAGCCUCUACCUCUCAGCCCAGAUAGCCUCUACCUUUCAGCCCAGAUAGCUUCUACCUCUCAGCCCAGAUAGUCUCUACCUCUCAGCCCAGAUAUCCUCUACCUCUCAGCCCAAACAGACUCUACCUCUCAGCCCAGAUAGCCUCUACCUCUCAGCCCACAUAGCCUCAGUAAGCAUGGAGUGACAAGCCAGUGUUGACAUAUGAACACCAUUACAUGCAACAGUUUGAUCUAGGGAAAUGCAAAUUUCUGAAGUUGCAUAACUUUUGGACUAAAAGCAAAAUAGGUAAAUUGAAAAAUCAGUUCAAUGGUAGAAUGAGAUAGUGCCCCAUUUGCUGUAAGUUUAAAGCUUAACAGAUAUGUCCCUAAUUGUUGAUAUCUGUUUAAUCUGAUUUGACAGGUGAACAAAGAAGCCUCACAAUCGGAUUAUUUAAUAGAACCAGCCAAUCACCCUUCAGAGGAAGAGAAAGUUACCUCACUUACUGUUAAAGAGGAAGAGGACUCCAAGGCAGAUAUGUUGUCCUCCACGCUGGUGUCAGCUCUCGCCCCGCACUGGAGUGGCCGAAUACGCAGGAACAAGCGGGGUGUGGCCUGCACGGACAUUGGCGUGGUUGGCACAGCAACCAGCGAGCCCGGACAGGAACCCCAAGGGAGUGGACAGGAAGUGGGCGAGGGGGGAACGUUUUUGAAGCUGCACGACCCUCUCGGGACUGACUCUGUAGGACAACAGCAACAACAACAGUUUUUGGAGACCCAGAACCAACGUGUUGGGGAGAGGGGGUUGACCCUCGGAUCUCAAGCUCAUGAGAGGGCUUCAACCCUGGGUAGCAGCAGAAGCACAGUGGGGGGCUGGUCUAAGGGGAGCACCCCCAGCCUCAAACUGGACCAAACAACAAAGGCCCCAGUUUCUAACUCUGUCUCUCUGAAUGUGAGGCUGGACAACAGAGAGGUAGAGGGGGGAGUUGUCUUCCCUGUUAACUCCCACCUCUCCAUUCUUUCUAAACCUAAAUGUACACAGGGGAAUGUCACAGGCUGGUCGUCAAGGAGACCAGCCGUCACUGCUGAGUUCCAAACCAACAACCAGUAGCCGCCUUCUCUCCCUGAGGAGGCUCAACACCAUUGCUAGCUCCACCCACUCAGAGACCAAUGCUCCCUCUAUCUCCUCUCCAACCAAUCACAGGGAUGGAGAGACUUCAGGUCCACAUCUCUCUCCAACCGUAAACAAUGACAGAGCAUCAAAGACAAUUAGGGCACACCUUUCCUUAACCUCAUCCAAUGACGGAGACAGAGAGAGGUCCAAGUUCCUCCCCUAUUCAGCUUCCUCCACUUACAGGACAAUAGAGAGGUCAAAGCCCCUCCCAUUACCAACUUCCAAUCACAGAGAAGCAGACACACACAGGACACACCUAUUUUCAACCUCGGCCAAUUACAAAAACACAGAGGGCACACCCCUUACCAACCGUCCCCAGACUUCCAGGGCAUAUUCCAACCAAACCUUCCCCAGUAAGCAGACUCUUUUGUUUAGUGGUCUACAGAGACUUUCCGCCUCAGAGAGAUCAGACGGAACCACAGUUCCCAUCAGAGAAACUCAUCUGCCUUCCUCUCCACCAUCCCAAUAUGGCCGCCUGGAUUUUCUAAGGAGUCAGUCUCUUCCCAGAGGAACCACACUGAGGUCUACUAG
Messenger RNA from Coregonus sp. 'balchen', 3839 nucleotides. The record is from the annotation of a GenBank genome assembly. NCBI's taxonomy places the organism in Eukaryota, Metazoa, Chordata, Actinopteri, Salmoniformes, Salmonidae.